Molecule: messenger RNA, 1438 nt
Organism: Triticum dicoccoides
Lineage: Eukaryota; Viridiplantae; Streptophyta; Magnoliopsida; Poales; Poaceae
Product: ranBP2-type zinc finger protein At1g67325-like
Exons: 10
Coding region: 187-1221 (344 amino acids)
Source: RefSeq, a predicted model, not a curated record
CACCACCGCACGCCUUAUACAGCGCCCAACGCGGAGGCAGUCACCAAACCAGUAUCGACAAGACUUCAAAACCCUAGACCGGCGACGCGUUCCCCUCUCUCGCCGCCGUAUUCCCCUCCGCCCGCGCGUCUCGCGGACGUCUUCGCGCUCUCCGGCUGCUCUCCCCGGUUCGCCCCACCACCAGCAAUGUCUUCUCAGAUGGAUAACCGCAUCCAGUCCGCUGGAAAGCGCGCGCGCACAGACGGUAGCCGGCGUGAGGACGACUGGAUUUGCCCCAGCUGCAACAACGUCAACUUCGCGUUCCGCACCACCUGCAACAUGCGCAACUGCGACCAGUCCAGGCCCGCCGAGCACACGAAGGCUAUGCAGACUCCACCCCACUACUCGGUGCCAGGGCGGUACAUGCCGCCGGGGACGCCUCCGUCCAUGUACCUCACCGGGGCUCCUCCCCCGUAUGGCUCAAACCUCUAUAAUGGGCAUCCCAUGCCACGCUAUGGCAUUCCUCAGCUCCCUCCGGGCUCUGGAUAUCCGUAUGGCUAUGGCGGGCGAGUCCCAAUGGGGAGCCCCUAUGGGCCAAUGCAUAUGGCGGCGCCACCCCCGUAUUCUAGUGGUUCUAUGGUUGGUGCAGGUGGAAUGUACAGCAUCAGCAUGCCCAUGGAUAGAUAUGGCUUGGGCUCACCCGCUGGUCCUGGGGCAAUGGGCACAAGGGCUGGUUCCUAUUCUGACGAAGGCUCACAGAAGAAAUCUGCUGGAGCUGGACGUGAUAAUGAUUGGAAGUGCCCUAAUUGCAACAACAUUAACUUUGCCUUUCGGACAGUCUGUAACAUGAGAAAAUGCAACACACCAAGACCUGACACCCAGGGAUCCAAACCUGACAGUUCAAGAGCUCCAAAACCAAAGACUCCAGAGGGUAGCUGGAAGUGUGAAAAGUGCAAUAACAUAAACUAUCCUUUCCGGACAAAAUGCAACCGUCCAAGUUGUGGGGAAGAAAAGCCAUUGCAGGCAAACAGUCCUGAUGAUCUGGCUACAGAUCAGGACAAUCAGUUUUUGUCAUGUAAUAUGGGGAAGCUUUUAUCAAAGCUGCAACUUUCACAUGACUUUGAAGACAGCAGUGUUCUAAUCGACAAGGAUGUUCCCGGGCAGGCUGCUGGACUACCGGUACCGACAAGUUCGCAUGCCCUGCGCAUGGCAGCUCUCAGUGAGCUGCAACACAGUUUAUAAGAUGACAAGUAACCAUUUCAUUUUUAUUUGAAAUCGUCUGUGUGGACCCUUCAUACUCUGUAUCAAGCAAUCGACGGUGUUGCUCACAGCCAUCUUGGUACGGACUUGGAUUGAAAGCUUGGUUUAGAUUUGUUUGGAGUGCAUAUUUUACUUUUGUUUUCAUUCUUAUGAUUUUCUUAUAAUUGUAUAAUUGAGGAUUGGUUGGCUUUGUUGAUUU